AUGUUUUUCAUCGGAAGUCUCUUUCGUCUCCACACCCUUGAGAUCUCUCCAUCGCUUCCCGGAGGAAAAACUCAGGUUGUUUUCAGCUUUGGGGUUUUGUCGAUUUCAUCAUUUUCCCCAAUUUUCAGCUCCCGAUUCUUCCCUUCUUGUUCUAAUCUUACCCUUCGAUUCCACCCCACCCUCCUAAUCUCACUGAUUUCUUCAUUUUCAAUGGGAUCUCUUUCUUUAUUCACUGUUUCUUACUCCGGCUACGUGGCCCAAAACCUAGCCACCGCCUCCGGAAAAUCCAAUACAUGCCGAAUUUUUCACGAGGUUUUUUCUCGUCCUCGUAUAUUCCAGAAUCCCGACCGAGAUCCCGUUGCCGGGUACGGUCCGGCAACAACGGCGGGUUCAAGGUGUUCGGUUUCGGCGUAUGCCACUCUCGCAUGUGAUUUUCUUGGCGUUGAGACCUCCUCCAAACCUUCUCCCCUCGUUGUUGGAUUGAUCUCAUUGGUAAAGUCAACGGCUACCAGUGGUGGUUCUGGGGGUUUUGGGAUUUCGCCGUUGAAGGCGUCUUCCAUGAUUCCGUUUUUCCAAGGGUUGAAGUGGCUCCCAUGUAACGAGAUUAACAGUACGGAGGUUGAUAAAGGCGGUACUAGCUCGACGAAGUCCAAUCAGACUACUACUGAUUGCGUGAAAACCUGCAAUGUUGCAAGUACCAAAAUCAUCGUUGAGAGGUACAAUUGGUUUUCAAAACUAUUAAGUGUUUGCUCCGAUGAUGCUAAGGCUGCCUUCACUGCUUUGAGUGUCAGUAUCUUAUUCCGAUCGCAAUUGGCUGAACCGAGAUCCAUCCCCUCUGCAUCCAUGAGCCCUACCCUUGAUGUGGGUGAUCGCAUAAUGGCCGAAAAGGUUUCAUACAUCUUUCGGAAGCCAGAAGUUUUAGAUAUUGUGAUCUUCAAGGCUCCUCCCAUUCUUCAGGGGUCCACUUCCGGUGAAAAACAUUGUCUCUUCUCUACUGUGUUCCGUGAAAUGAUACUCUCCUACAUUAUGCAGCCAUGUUGUAUAAUCUUAGCCAUUACACCUGCAAAUUCAGAUUUGGCAAACUCAGAUGCACUUCAAAUGGAUGGGAUUGUUGAUCCUGAUGUUUUGAAACUUUAUGGAUCAUGGAUCUGUCAUCUGGUAUCAUUCAAGAAGUGGUCAAAGAUCUUCAAAGAUUAUAGAGAUCUGUGGACAGUUGAUAAAGGAGAAAUCAUCCCUCGUAAAAGAAAUACUGCCUAG
Messenger RNA from Lactuca saligna, 1257 nucleotides. NCBI's taxonomy places the organism in Eukaryota, Viridiplantae, Streptophyta, Magnoliopsida, Asterales, Asteraceae. The record is from the annotation of a GenBank genome assembly.